This is a messenger RNA of Trichobilharzia regenti, 1705 nucleotides long. NCBI's taxonomy places the organism in Eukaryota, Metazoa, Platyhelminthes, Trematoda, Strigeidida, Schistosomatidae. The record is from the annotation of a GenBank genome assembly.
UGGAAACCUUCGGAUGCGGCUGUUUUGAAACGUUGCGUUACAUUAUGGAUUAUACCUCUACAAUGGGUGCAACAAACUACAAUGGAUUGGACAAUAAAGAUGAAAUAUUAUCUACAUUAGAGAAGUUAUCUAAGAGUGAACUUGAAGCUUUGUUAUCUGAUUAUGAAGGAAUUAAAAAGCUAGCUAAAAAUAGUCCAGAGAUUAGAAAAAUUGAAGCUGACAAAGAAGUAUGUAUGAAUGAAAACAGACGUCAGGCUGAGGCGAAUCUAGCUUUAGAGCCAACAUUUAAUAUGAAGAAAACUGAACUAGUUGAAACUUAUGCCACUUAUAGGCAACUAGAAAUUCAAUAUAUGAAGAUUAAAUCAGAAGUUGAUAGUAUCGGUGCCAAAUACUCUCCCAGUGUAAUUCUCGCCCUCCUACAAACCGCUAAUGCAGAGUCUGAAGAACAAUCAGAAGAAUUAGCCAAUCGGUUUCUUGACAAGUCAAUGGAUGUUGACACAUUCUUGAAAGAAUUUAUUCCCCUGCGUAAAUUGUGUAAUGAACGCAGAUUUAAGUGUGAAAAAUUAUCUGAACAAAUAUCAACUGGUCAAAUAAGUGAACCAAAUUUGCCUAGUACUAAUCAUAUGUCUUAUCUGCCUAAUAUGAUGAAAAUGAUGAAUACAGACUCUUCAGGUAGUACAUCACAACUUUAUCCUUCUUUGUUGUCCUUAAGUAAUAGUAAUAAUAAUAGUAAUAACUAUAGUACAGCAUCCUCUUAUGGAUUUAAUAUAUAGAUAUGUUUACAUAUAUUUGUUUAUCCAUUUCCAGUUUUGAUAAUAUCUUUCUUCUUUCCUCACCAAUCAACCUUACUUUAUAUAUGAUUGACUGACUGACCGUCUUUUCCGUCAGCAUGUUCGCCAAUACAAAAGAAAGAGGUGAAGAGGGUCAACGAUAUUGUUAUUAUAACGACUGUCUUAACUGUUCAGAUGGUGUUUGCUCUUAAUACAGAAAUAGCCAAAAAGCUUGAAAGUGUUAUAAACAAGGUUUUCUUUCUCCUUUUAUCUUCUAGUUAUUCAGUCGUCUUUCUUUUAUCCACACUGUAUUUAAGUCCACAUAUUGUAAAAAACAAACAAACAAACAAAUGGUUGAACAGUUUAGUUAAUCCUUUUUUCUUCUUCCUUAGUUACUGUCCCAUAAUUUCAGAGGCAUCAGCAAAUUUUUGUAUAUCUUUAAUAGCCGCCUAAAAGCAGUUUACAAUCUUAUCCAGUUUUAAGUAAACCUUGAAUAAUUAACUAGAGGACAAACCUUUGUUGUCUACCAAGAACUGAGAUUAUCUAAAGCCGUCAAAGGGGGAAAUGUUUCGAAUUUGAGGACAAAAUCUUUAUGGUCAACCAACCAGCUUUCAAAUCUAUAUAUAUUUGUACAAUUUUGAUGAUAUAUAGUUACAAAAUUUACUUUAAUUUCUAUGAUUUUAUUUUGUUCCAAUAAUUAUGUGCGGAACAAUUUAUUAUUGUUGUGUACAUUUAAAAAAAAUUCCCCUGAGAAGUGUCAAGAGUUCUGAUCUGCCUGUGUAUUUCUGAAUUUAGAUAAUUUAUUUACACCCUUUUUGUUUAUUUUUCGGUUUUUGUUGUUUAACUUUGUGUUAGGUUUGGAUAAAGAUUUUACGAGAGAAAAAAUUGAUCACAAAGAGAAGUUUGUAAAUAAUUUUACCAUUUGAUGAAUUUUU